AUGAAGGCCUCAGUCGUCACCCUCCUCCUCGCCGGCCUGGUCGCCGCCCAGGACUUUACCGGCCAGCCUGACUGCGCUAUCUCCUGUCUCAAGGACGCCAUCCCCAAGGCCGGCUGCGCCCUCACAGACACCGCCUGCCAGUGCAAGACGUCGACCCAGGCCCAGCUCGCCGGCCUCGUUGCCCCGUGCCUGAUCGAAAAGUGCAGCGCCUCUGAUCUCGCCAAGGCCCAGUCCGCCGCCGCCGCCGCUUGCAAGGCCAACGCCGCCGGUUCUUCUUCUGCUGCCUCUGCCGCCUCCUCGGCCGCCACUUCAGCCGCUGACUCGUCUGCUCCCGCCUCGACCUCGGCCGCCACCACCUCUGAGGACACGACUAGCGCUGCCCAGACCACCUCUGCCGGCGAGACCUCUGCUGCUGAGACCUCUGCUGCUGAGACCUCUGCCGCUCAGAGCUCCGCUGCAGACUCCAGCGCCCCGGCCUCCACGGCUGCUUCCGGCGGUGCCUCCAUCCCUACCGCGAGCCCGACUGGUGGCGUCUCCAACAGCACCGUCUCUGGCUCUCGCUCCGUCGUCACUCGCACCUCGACUGCCUUUGUUGGCGGCGGCGGCGGCGCCCAGACCUCUUCCACCCCCAAGACCACCUCGCUCAACGAUGCCGCCGGCCCUGUUGCUGGCGUCCUCGGCGCCGUCGUGGCCGCUCUCAUGGCUCUGUAA
Trichoderma gamsii is the source of this 711-nucleotide messenger RNA. RefSeq lists its product as hypothetical. The record is from RefSeq and is a predicted model, not a curated record. NCBI's taxonomy places the organism in Eukaryota, Fungi, Ascomycota, Sordariomycetes, Hypocreales, Hypocreaceae. The transcript has 2 exons. Bases 1 to 711 code for a protein of 236 amino acids.